UUGCCCGGGACGAGGGUGGGAUUUCCGCCGCUCCUUGGGCUGGUUCGCUGACGGGCCGAGAGAAGGCUGUAUUAUGGAUUCCGAGUGAGGGGAAAUCUGGCCCUUCCGCGCCCGGUUUGGAGCUUCAGCUCCCCUUCAGGAAUUUAAUUAAAAUGCUGCUGUCAAUAGGAAUGCUAAUGCUGUCUGCCACUCAGAUUUAUACCAUUUUCACGGUUCAGCUGUUUGCUUUCUUAAACCUGUUGCCUGUGGAGGCAGACAUUUUAGCGUAUAACUUUGAAAAUACAUCACAGACGUUUGAUGACCUGCCAGCAAGGUUUGGCUACAGGUUGCCCUCAGAAGGCUUAAAGGGUUUUCUGAUAAAUUCAAAACCUGAGAAUGCAUGUGAACCCAUAACUCCUCCACCUCUGAAAGACAAUUCUUCCCACACAUUUGUUGUAUUAAUCAGAAGACUUGAUUGCAACUUUGACAUAAAAGUUUUGAACGCUCAAAGAGCUGGCUAUAAAGCUGCCAUAGUUCACAAUGUUGAUUCUGAUGAACUCAUUAGUAUGGGAUCCAAAGACAUCGAAGUUUUAAAGAAGAUUGACAUUCCAUCUGUCUUUAUUGGUGAAUCAUCUGCUAAUUCCCUUAAGGAAGAAUUCACAUAUGAGAAAGGAGGCCACAUUGUAUUAAUCCCAGAGUUCAACCUCCCUUUGGAGUACUAUCUAAUCCCAUUCCUAAUUAUUGUGGGGAUCUGUCUCAUACUAAUUGUUAUUUUUAUGAUUACAAAAUUUGUCCAGGACCGACACAGAGCAAGAAGGAAUAGACUUCAAAAAGAUCAGCUUAAGAAGCUCCCAAUACAUAAAUUCAAGAAAGGAGAUGAAUAUGAUGUUUGUGCCAUUUGUCUGGAUGAAUAUGAGGAUGGGGAUAAGCUCAGAAUCCUUCCUUGCUCUCAUGCAUACCACUGCAAGUGUGUGGAUCCCUGGCUGACUAAAACCAAGAAAACAUGUCCUGUGUGUAAACAAAAGGUUGUCCCUUCUCAGGGUGAUUCGGACUCUGAAACAGACAGCAGUCAGGAAGAGAAUGAAGUCUCCGAGAAUACUCCUUUGCUUAGGCCACUGGCUUCAGUCAGCACUCAGUCUUUCGGGGCACUGUCUGAGUCUUACACCAAUCCAAACAUGACAGAGUCUUCAGACUAUGAGGAGGAAGAUGAGGAGGAAGAUAUUGACAGUAGUGAUGCUGAGAAUGGAGCAACAGAAGAGAGUGUAGUAGUCCAGCUUCAGCCCAGUGCUGAACAAGAUUACAGAGUGGCAAAUACUGUUUGAACUUCAGGACUACAAACAAAAGUGUUACAUGAACUCCUCUGGCCAGAGAACUCUCCUUUAUGUAUCUGUACAUAGGGGAAGCACAUUGUGACCCUCCGGUUGCUUCAGUGCAAGCAGCUGUUCAUAUAGUGUUCUGUAUAGUUUAAU
Molecule: messenger RNA, 1448 nt
Organism: Heteronotia binoei (common prickly gecko)
Lineage: Eukaryota; Metazoa; Chordata; Lepidosauria; Squamata; Gekkonidae
Gene: RNF13
Product: ring finger protein 13
Exons: 10
Coding region: 153-1301 (382 amino acids)
Biological process (GO): positive regulation of DNA-templated transcription; ubiquitin-dependent protein catabolic process; protein ubiquitination
Cellular component (GO): nucleoplasm; cytoplasm
Molecular function (GO): ubiquitin protein ligase activity
Source: RefSeq, a predicted model, not a curated record